Messenger RNA from Rodentolepis nana, 270 nucleotides. Lineage: Eukaryota; Metazoa; Platyhelminthes; Cestoda; Cyclophyllidea; Hymenolepididae. The record is from the annotation of a GenBank genome assembly.
AUGAUUAGCUUCAAAAAAGGCUAUAAGAAAAAUCGCUCUCGUCAAUGUGAAUCACAACGUCUUCAGAUCCUCCAGUGGAAUGCUGGAGGAAUGACUCCGGACAAAAAGAUCCAAAUACAGAAAAUCCUGCAAACCUAUGAUGUAGACAUUUUCACAAUUAUGGAAGCUAACAUUUCGGAUGACAAACUGAAGUACUAUCAAUUCCCAGGUUUCACUCUGUACCUUCUACCUAAAUACCCGCGAGUUGCCUCACCUCACACUACGAUCUAG